AUGGCAACAACAAUGGAGGCGUCCCAGUCUCUCAUGCAGUCGGAAUCCAGGGUCAGUUACCAAGAGGUCCACGUGACGGAGAGGACCAAGAAGAAAAGUAAGACGCGCCGGCAUAAGGACGAGGGGUCUAUAUCAGUGUCCAAGAGUUCCGAGAAGUUGUUCAAGAAGAUGAAGGCGGCGGAGGGAGACAACCCGACGUGCGCCAAGUGUUCCCGGCCCGUGUACGCCAUGGAGAGGGUGAAGGCGGAGCGACGCUCCUGGCACAGGGACUGCUUCAGAUGUGUGCAGUGUGACCGGCAGCUCACCGUGGAGUCAUACGAGAGCGACCACACCACCCUAUACUGUAAGCCGCACUUCAAACAGCUGUUCGAGCCCAAGCCGGUGGAGCAGGACGAGACGGAUGCGGCGCCCAAGAAGCACCAGAUGAUUAUAUGUGAGAGCCAGCCCGUGGAACUACCGCCCGACGUAGUCAGAGCAUCAGACAAGCCGGAGCUUGGUUUAGAGGAGCUGGCGGCGCUGGAUGUGAAGUCCAGGUUCCAGGUGUUCGAGAAGAAGGACACAGAGGACGUGAAGAAGGAGGAGCUGGGACGGGCGACCAAGGGAACCAGCGCCGCUGUACUGGCGAAGAUGGCCAAGUUCAAAGCUAAGGGAAUGGACAUCGGCGUGUCUGAGGAGGCGCUGAACGGAGUCACCCUGGAGCCUUCAUCUAGCGACCAGGAGGAUGACGACGACGAUGACUCUGUAUUGAAGAAGUCAUACUCCCACAAGGCGAUGGUGGAGGCUCCCUCGGUUGAGCUGUCGGAGCUGGUGGGCCGCUUCGAGAGACCCAGACCCUCGAGACACCAGCAGAGGAAACAGGAGAUACAGAACAUUAGGAGCAGGCUGUUCAUGGGGAAACAAGCCAAGAUAAAGGAGAUGUAUGAACAGUCGGUGCUACAAUGUGAACAGAGUGUGACGUCAGCAGACAAGAUCGCCAAGGAGCUGGAGGUGGACGCGGAGAAGGCGCGCGCCAUCAAGCAGAGGUUCGAGAACGGAGAGAUAUACAACGACGAGAACAGACCGCCCAGGAACAGGGACCUCGAGGACCGGGCGCUGUUUGAUGACGGUAUCGCCAAGAAGUCUCGUUCCAUUUUCUUGGAGCUGGACGCUAACGCCAAGCAUUCGGCCCCCGGGAGUCCCGCCGCCGAGCCUCCCAGAAGGAAGGAGAUACCGUUCGUGCCCAAGGACGUGGUCCGCGCGGCCGACAAGCUGGAGGACGUCAAGAUAGAGACCUCCGACAUACACGACCGGUUCCAGUUCUUUGAGACAUACAAGCCGCAGGUCAAGCGCAAGGAGUUCCGGGUCACGCCGCCCAGGGAACCACAGCGCGCCAAAUCACCCUCGCCGGAGAUCUACCACGAGCCGAGUGUGGUGAGGAGCGACGAGCCUCCCGCUGACGCCGGGCUGGCGGCCAGCAGACACACGGCCUCCAAGAUGAUAGACGUGUUCAGGAAGAUGGAGCAGGACAGGAACAGACCCGACGACUGUCAGGGUCCGAAGCCUUUGAAGCGGUUCACGCCCCCACCGCCGGGAGAGGAGGAGCGACACGCGAACACGAGCACCUCCUCCGACUACAGCGAGGACGAGGACAGCGACGACGAACUGGCGAGGUACCAGCGGGCGAGGGGGGAGGACGAGGCGCUCAGACAGGCGCAGCAGUUGGCGCGCACCAAGAGCUUCAGGGACAGGUUCGAGAACUGGUCGGAGAGUGACAGAGACAACGAGCGACCGGCGGCCGGUGACAGACACUUGGUGGACGACGGACAGACACAGACAGAGACGGCCAAGAGCCUGCGGGAGAAGUUCGAGAUGAUGAAGAUGCAGACGACCGUCACCAAGGCCGUCACGCCCAAGGUCAACAGAUUUGUGGUAAGAUGA
Molecule: messenger RNA, 1917 nt
Organism: Danaus chrysippus (African queen)
Lineage: Eukaryota; Metazoa; Arthropoda; Insecta; Lepidoptera; Nymphalidae
Source: the annotation of a GenBank genome assembly